This is a messenger RNA of Leptinotarsa decemlineata (Colorado potato beetle), 2513 nucleotides long. It is a transcript of the gene Svil, whose product is annotated as Supervillin. Gene Ontology annotation, molecular function: actin filament binding; phosphatidylinositol-4,5-bisphosphate binding. The record is from RefSeq and is a predicted model, not a curated record. Gene Ontology annotation, biological process: actin filament severing; actin polymerization or depolymerization; barbed-end actin filament capping. Gene Ontology annotation, cellular component: actin cytoskeleton; cytoplasm. Lineage: Eukaryota; Metazoa; Arthropoda; Insecta; Coleoptera; Chrysomelidae.
AUGAUUUGAAGAAUCGCCGGCGCCGACGACGUUUUUUUCCACCAGAAAUUUUAGAUCUAUCAAUCAAAGAAUCCAGCAAUGAGAAUGAUCCAACCAUCGCAAAUAUCACUGCCUCUAUACAAUCUACUUCUCCCGUCUUAUCAGUCACUGCCUCUUCUCCAUCUCCGAAAACUACCCCCCGAAAAUCGGAACUAAGCUUGCACAUGGAAAAUGCUCGGCGAGGGAUUACACCGGCAUUUUCCGAAAUGGGAAAGUAUAAGCCUUUCGCAAAACGGGCCGUUACAUCGAGUCCAAAACCUUCCUCUCCUAGAUACGUUGACAGUAGCCAGGGUAGCUUCUUCUCAAAAACUACUAACGCUACCAAAGAAAGUCGAUCCACUGUGUCAGAUGACGAUAAAAAUAAAGGAAUAGCUAAUAGAAUGGAAGAACUUUCUGCCCUUACUAAGCAGACCUUAGCACGAGUGGAGAGAUUAACCAGCAAGAGUAGAGAAUCCCCCAAGAAAGAUGUUCGACGACCAGUGACUUCUAGUCCCAGCAAACAACCCGAUCACAGAACUGGCAAAGAAAGAAGGAAACCUAUAUUCCCCGAAAAGGCACCACCAUCGUCAAUUCUCAAGAAAAAAUCAACCGUAGAGGAACCUCCUUCCAUCAUCGUGGAAUCCAUACCACCACUUGCUCUGUCUGGGCCUGUUUCUAUUUUGAAGAGAAAAGUUUCCCAAGACGAUCACAGCAAGCACGAAGGCAUUGUUCACUCUUCCACCAGCACUCCUCCAGUUACAUUCUCUCCUAGCGUAGUAGAACCAUCGACUACCAAACGUAAACAGGGUAUUUUAAAGAAACGCAGGAGCCUCGAUGAAUCCACGGUUAUGAGACAUCGUAGCUGUAGUCCUGACGUAGCUCAUAAGAAAGAUUCUCGAUCAAUUUUGAAGAACCAGCGGAGAUCUUCUUUGGAGGAGCUAAGAAGAACCCAGUCUCCGGAAAUUCAUCUCCACAGCAUUCUGAAGAGAAAAUCGUCUCGAACUGAGGACGAGGAUCAUUCUUUGAAUUCCCCACAAAGCAUUCUGAAGAGAAGGUCUGGUGCUAGUAGUGCUGGCUCCACCGGUAGCAGCCCACAUGUUUCUAUCACAACUGCCGUCAUUCUUGCAGCUGCAGGAGGUGCUGAAAUGGUUUUGGAUCCAGAACCGGAACCUGUGAAACCAAUCCUGAAAAAAAGAAGCUUCUCCGAAGAGCAUACGUAUCAUAGCGAUGCUCCCACAGACGUUCCCAAACCAAUUCUCAAGAAGAAAUCGAGCACGGAUACUGAGGAUUCUGAAGAAAAACCUAAACCUAUACUCAAGUUACCGAAAACUGCCGAGAGAGAAUUUUCAGAAGGUAGUAUAGACAACCCAUUCUUAAAGCAUACUACUUCGAGCGAGACUGAAUGCGAAGUUAGGCCCAUACUAAAGCAAACAUCGAGAGAAGAAUCUCCCAGACCAAGACUAUCCUUUUGUAGCGAAGAUACUGACAUUCAGGAAGAAGUCGUGAGAAACAGGACUUCAAGACGUUCGCAUACCAUUUGUACUGAUUUCAAUAUUGGCUCUUCGAACUCAAUAUCCAGAGAAGAGGAUAGGCUUAUGACUAAGCCUAGGCCUUUAUCUGUGCAUGACUUGGUACUUUCGUUUGAAAGUUCUAGCUCUACCGGAGCCAUUCCAAAAAGGAGUAGUUUGAAAAGAAGUAGCGAUCGAUAUAAGACACAGCCUGUGACGUCCAAUGAGUUUGAAGCAAGCCGAUAUUUGCUAAAAAGUCCUCAAUUCAUCGAAGAUCAUCCGACUAAUCAGAGCAAUCUAUCAAGCAAUUCUCCUAAUUUCGACGUCCGUAGCCUCCUGGAUUUCACCACGUCCCUAGAAAAUGACAGUAAUCUGAAUAGCUUUUUCUCCUCGUCUCUACAUAACCCAAGUAGCUCUGAGAAUUUCUCUUGCGGAAAAAUGUCUUCCGAUUCAGCCUUUCAGUCUCUAGGAGACGGUCUUGAACUGGAACAGGAAGAAGAUGGCACUCCUCAAGAUGUCGAAAUGCAAGCUUCCAAGGCUAAGAGCAAACUAGAACCUUCAAAAUUGGAAUUACAAAUGAAAGCAAUUGCAGAAGAAGCUAAGAAAAUGAAACUGGGAAAAGGAAAUACGGGAAUUGAAAAAUAUCGAUUGAGGAAAACUGGUGUGGUUGAUAAAUCUCCGCGAUUCUCCACCCAGCCUGUUACAUUCGAAGAAGUACAAGAAGCUUCGAGAAUCAACGAAAGUGCUAUGGAUAACUCUGGUGCAGAAGAAGCAGAUCCUAGUAACCUGAGCCUGGAGGAAAGGAUCAAGUUGUUCAACUUCAAAGACAUAAGUUCCAGAAAGUCUUCCAGUCCUUUGGUCUCAAGGGGAUAUAAAGGUCGUGCUCGUUUUUCAACGGAAUUGGUCAACGCUGAUCAUGUCUCGAUGGCACGUGACUUAUUUCUUCGUCCAACUGCUGCUUUAGGUGUGCUUUUUGUUUAUUUGUAA